AUGAAUAACUGUGAAGUUGAAAUUGAUAAUCGAUGGAUUGUGCCGUAUUCUCCAUUACUUUCAAAAACAUUCAAGGCUCACAUCAAUGUUGAAUACUGCAAUUCUGUAAAAUCAAUUAAAUACAUUUGCAAGUAUGUUAACAAAGGCAGUGAUAUGGCCGUCUUCGGAAUUGGUGCUGCAACCGAAGCACAUGAUGAAAUCGAACAAUAUGAAUCAGGACGUUACAUUAGUAGUAAUGAAGCUGUUUGGCGUAUUCUGGCAUUUCCCAUACAUGAGCGUCAUCCAACAGUGACUCAUUUGGCAGUACACCUUGAAAAUGGAAAACCAGUUCCAGGACAUUCCAAUUUGCGUUCCUCUGAUGCAUUAGGUCGUCUAUAUACAGUUCAUCCUAACAAUCAAGAAUGUUUCUACUUAAGAUUACUGUUAAUUAACGUACGUGGACCUACAUCCUUCCAAGAUUUAAAAACUAUUAAUGGUCAAGUGUGUGAAACGUAUCGAGACGCUUGCUAUAAAUUACAACUUCUGGAAAAUGAUACGCAUUGGGAUACAGCACUUGCUGAUGCGUCAAAUACUGGUACACCACAGCAAAUACGAAUGUUAUUUGCAAUUAUAUUAGUCACGUGUUUCUCAUCUAAUCCAACAAUUCUUUGGAACAAUUACGAAAAUUAUAUGAGUGAAGACAUUUUGUAUCGUUUGAGAGCAACGUCUGCAGACAUGCAAUUUACGUCAAUCAUAUACAAUGAGGCACUCAUUUUGAUCGAGGACUUAUGCUUGACUAUUGCUAAUAAGACAUUGACUCAAUUGGGACUGACUGCGCCGAAUCGAUCAGUAAUGGAUAUCUGCGAACGUGAUUUACAACGUGAAUCGCAAUACAACAUCCAAGAAUUACAAGAUUUCCUUUUAACAAAUCUACCGAAAUUAGUGGAGGAACAACGUGUUGUUUACAAUACUAUUAUUAGCGCAAUAGAUAAUAAAGUCGGUGGAUUGUACUUUCUUGAUGCACCUGGAGGGACAGGAAAAACUUUCCUUAUUUCACUCCUUCUUACGAAGAUUUGGUCCCGAAAUAACUUUGUUCUUGCCAUUGCUUCAUCUGGCAUUGCCGCAACACUUUUAGAUGGUGGUAGAACAGCACAUUCUGCAUUAAAAUUACCCUUAAAUUUGCAUGUUACUGAGACGCCAACAUGCAAUAUAACUAAAAAUUCCGGCAUGGGAAAAAUUUUACAAACAUGUCAACUUAUUAUAUGGGACGAAUGUACAAUGGCCCACAAAAAGGCCUUGGAAGCACUUGAUCGUACACUUCAAGAUUUGAGGGAAAACAGUUCACCCUUCGGGGGAGCGCUGAUUUUAUUGUCAGGCGACUUCAGACAAACUUUACCAGUAAUUCCACGCUCAACACCAGCUGAUGAACUCAAUGCAUGUCUGAAUUACAAAAUGAUACCUCCGCUGAGCUUUUCACACAACAGUUACUAG
Molecule: messenger RNA, 1470 nt
Organism: Trichogramma pretiosum
Lineage: Eukaryota; Metazoa; Arthropoda; Insecta; Hymenoptera; Trichogrammatidae
Exons: 3
Coding region: 1-1470 (489 amino acids)
Biological process (GO): DNA repair; telomere maintenance
Molecular function (GO): DNA helicase activity
Source: RefSeq, a predicted model, not a curated record